GAGCAGACGUGGAAAAGGAAAUCAUGGUGUACACAAUCUUCGCUGAUCGAUGAACUCCUCCUAAUGACUAUCCUCCCAUUGCCGAGGCUUGAUUCGGGACAGAGAUUUUUGAUUAUGUGAAGCAUAACAUCGCUUCGAGACGGCGCUGAUAAUCACCGAAUGCUUCCCAAGUUGCGCCUCAUGAUUCCAAAGGGAGUUCCGAACGCAGAGAAUCUUUGUCCAAUCCAAAAAUUGACUCAUCACAACCCAUGAGAAUACAAUAGACGUCAAGAGGCCAAUCGGAAAAUAUGUUCCCCACGUUCGUGGCCGCUCACCUCGUUAGCACUUUAGUUCAUAUGGGGAAUCAAUCGCACAGGACGCAAUGUUGCCUGAAUGAGACGUACUGUAUCUCCGUUGACACUGACAGGUACCCAGACAUAUUCGUGCCGCCUAGUCCAUCUACCGCCGGUCCAUCUUUGCCACCCGACUCGUCGAACUGGGCCACACCUGAACUUCACACACUGCCGACCUUCAAUCAAAGUAAAAGUCCCUUCCUCCAAGGCUUCCAGAAGAACAGAUUCCACGGAAUAGAUCAGAUUUAUAGAUAUUUGGAGGCGGUGAUGGAAUCAUCGAAACUCGCUACCUUAUUGAAUCUGGGCUUCACAUUCGAGUCGAGACCACUCCUGGGGCUCUUGAUAAGCUCCAGAGUCCGGCCCGAUCCUCGAGACCCAGAAGCGCCUCCUGUCGUGUUCAUCGAAUGUGGAUUGCAUGCCCGUGAGUGGAUUGCGCCUGCCUCCUGUCUUCUGAUUAUACACCAUCUCGUCUCCCAGUACGAUAAGGACCCAGAUAGAACUCACUCGCAGGUCCGGCGGAUGAUCGACGAUUUCGAAUGGCGAAUAUUCCCGUGCAUGAACCCGGACGGUUACGCGUACUCGAUGAGCGUUGACAGGAAGUGGAAGAAGAACCGAUCCAAACGACCCAGAGAUCAACUGAAGCCCGACGGAAGCCAAGAUAAUUGCACCGGGGUGGAUCUGAAUCGCAACUUCGACACCCCCCUCUUCUGCGAGACUCCAAACUUGCGAGAUCCGUGCGGUCCGGACUACUGUGGGCCGCAACCCUUCUCAGAACUGGAGACCAAAGCGCUGCGCGACCAUAUCCUGGGUCUUCGGAGAGCUCGAUCCCGUCAGACUCGGAUACAAUUUUAUUUCUCGGUUCACUCGUACGCUCAGCUAUGGAUAUUCCCUCACGGUUACCGCAACGCAACACUCAGCGCCGAAGACAGACGUCGUCUGGAGAAUUUGAGCAAAGGCGCUGUCAAAGAGAUUUCGAAAAUCAGAGGCGGCUAUGGCGAGUGGAAGUAUGGCAACAUAACUCAGCUGAUGGGUUACAACGGACCAGGAGCCUCGACGGACUGGGCUUUUGACACUGCCAAAAUUUUCUACUCGUUCGCCAUAGAGCUGGGCCCGCAUUCAUCCGUGGGAGAAAACAUUGGCUUCACCCUCUCGGAACAACAAAUCCCGAGAUCUGCCACCGAACUCUGGGUCGGUCUCAAGUUCUGCACGCUCAACUACUAAUCCGGAAGUUCAUCUCGUUUCGCCCGAACCCUCAUCGCCCCUUCGAGCCCUGAGGAUGUACUGUUAAUAAAUAUAUUGUCUUGAA
This is a messenger RNA of Galendromus occidentalis (western predatory mite), 1638 nucleotides long. RefSeq names its product carboxypeptidase O. Gene Ontology annotation, biological process: proteolysis. The coding region runs from base 288 to 1553 and encodes 421 amino acids. Gene Ontology annotation, molecular function: metallocarboxypeptidase activity; zinc ion binding. The record is from RefSeq and is a predicted model, not a curated record. Lineage: Eukaryota; Metazoa; Arthropoda; Arachnida; Mesostigmata; Phytoseiidae. The transcript has 7 exons.